AUGCGUUCCAUCGACGGCGGCGGGUUGAAAGGCGCAAAGUUCGUUGGACGCCGACGACUGGUGACUUUGCUCUCGAGCGCGAUUUUGAUCAAUGCGAGCGUCGCUCGAGCGGAUAACGGGGCGAUCACGGCGGCGUUGAAGGCGAGGGAGCGCUCGGAGGCGACGGCGAGGGCGAUCGAGCGAGUAGGGACGAGCGAUGCGGAGGAGUUGGGGCGGUGCAGGCGGCUCGCGCUCGCGGGGGAUUUUGACGACGCGCGGCGGGUGCUCAGGACCGGGUCGCUGUCGAGGCUCAGGGGCGACGCGGCGAAGACGGAGCUCGGCCGCGACGUCGCGCGAGCGCUCGAUGCGUUCGACGACGCCCUAAGAGCGGCCUCGCUCGGUCGUGCGAAUAUGAAUGACGUGCGGGAAAAAUCGGACGCGCUCGAUGUCAUCGUCCAGCGCGUGGCGUCGACGAAGCCUUAA
Ostreococcus tauri is the source of this 462-nucleotide messenger RNA. RefSeq lists its product as hypothetical. The record is from RefSeq and is a predicted model, not a curated record. NCBI's taxonomy places the organism in Eukaryota, Viridiplantae, Chlorophyta, Mamiellophyceae, Mamiellales, Bathycoccaceae. Bases 1 to 462 code for a protein of 153 amino acids. The transcript has 2 exons.